Messenger RNA from Dictyostelium purpureum, 1353 nucleotides. RefSeq lists its product as uncharacterized. The record is from RefSeq and is a predicted model, not a curated record. Gene Ontology annotation, molecular function: protein binding. The transcript has 2 exons. Bases 1 to 1353 code for a protein of 450 amino acids. Lineage: Eukaryota; Evosea; Eumycetozoa; Dictyosteliales; Dictyosteliaceae.
AUGGAAAAAGAGUAUAGCGAUAGAGUUGCUAAAGCAGAGCAAUUAAUCAUCCAAUCAAGAUAUAUAGAGGCAAUUGUACUUUUAGACGAAGCAAUUAAAAUUUUACCAAAUGAUGCAAAAGCAUAUGCACAUCGUGCUGAAAUUUACGAAGUUACAGAAAAAUAUGAUGAAGCCAUUCAAGAUUAUACUAAAGUUAUUGGAAUUUUACCAAAUUGUAUACCAGCUUAUUCAUCAUUAGCAGCAUGUUUUUUAAAUAAAGGUCUACUAGACAAAGCAAUUCAAUAUUUUAACCAUAUUUUAGUUAUCGAUGGAAAUUAUUUACCAGCACAUGGAUAUUUAGGUGAUAUCUAUUUAAAAAAUAAUCAAUUAUCAAAAUCAUUUGAACAUUAUAAAAAAGUAUUAAGCAUUGAUCCAAACCAUCCAAUUGGUCUUUUGGGUUUAGGAGAUUUAGCAGUAAAACAAAACAAUAUUUCCGAUGCAAUCAAAAUUUAUCGUCAAAUUAUUAAGGUUACCAAAGAUAAACCAAUCGAAUUUUAUCACACCAUUAGAGGUAUUGAUUCAUCUGAUGAAAUUCAAUACAUUAGAGAUUUUAAAAACAAUCCAGUAUUUUCUGCAUACGUCUCAUUAGCACACCAUCUCUAUCUUCAAGGCGAAUAUAAAGAGUCAUUCGAUGUUUAUAAAAAGAUUACUGAACUCAACCCAAAACAUGCUACCUCAUUUUCAAUGUUGGCAUCUAUCAAGCUCAGAGAUGGCAAGACAGCAGAAGCAUUGGAGUAUAUCGACAAGGCAUGCGAAUUAAACAACACAUUCUUUAACCUCAGUAUCAAGGCCGAUGUAUUAUUCGACUUGGAUCGUAACGAGGAGGCCAUCGCUAUAUAUAAAAGUUGUUUAGCAGAUUUAUUAGAGGGAGAAAACCCAGACCCUGAAAAAUCAGGAACCCGUUUAACAAUCAUACACAAUCUUAUUUUAGCACACUCUAAAAUUUUCGAAUCAAUACCAGAUUUCAACCUCUCAUCUAUAGCUCAAUAUAUACCAGAAAGUGAUGCAAAAGAGGCACAAAUACUACCAAACACUCUUUACGAAUUAAAUAAUAAAUGUCGUAGUUUUUCAAAAACCCUCGAAAAGGUUUGCGAAACCCAUUUCCCAACAGGUACAAUUCAAAAAGAGUAUUGUGAAAGCUCAAUUAAUUUACUAUCAACCAUUGCAUUGGGUUGUGCUGAAGCUAUUCAAAUCCAACACCGUGAAACCCAAGAUCCAUCCUUAAAAGAUCCAAACUAUGAACCAAUGGACGACAUGUUUUUUGACUAUUACGAAUUCGUUAUUUCCACUACUUUUAAUUUAUCAAAAGACUAA